GUGCACGAGGGAGGAGUGUGUGUCGCUGUCUUCCGGAGCCUCUUUCUUGAGACCGGUGUCCCUCCCCCUGCAAAUUACGGCCCUCGCCUGCUUCGGGGAGACUGUUCAAGCGCCCUCUAGGAUUGGAACUAAGGAUGUGCUUUAUGAAUGUAGUUGUUAUUUAGCUCGCUCAUGGUGAUUGUGACGGAGAAUAACACAAUUUGUACAGUUGGAUAAGUAUCAGUUUGGCAUCGAAGUCUCCGGGUGAACGACUGUAAUACACAUACAUACACGGAUAUUAUUAAGGUGGCAGAUCGGGCGCUUGGUGACGUCAUCAUGACCCGCUACAUAUUUCUCCUCUCAACCUUAGCGGCGGUGACUACCGCGCAGAACUACCUGUCGGACUUCGCCCUGGAGCGGCCGGCGAACCUCCCGUCCAUCAGACAACUGGAGGUGAUGUGCGGCAAGGACCACCUCACCGUCCAGCUCGCCUUCAGCGCGCCCUUCCAGGGCCUGGUGUUCUCCAAGGGCCAGUACGGGAACGGCGACUGCAUGUACGUGGGGCCGCGCGACGGAGGCGUCAACUACGAGUUCCAGAUCUACUACGACGGCUGCGGCACCAAGCCCGACAUGGGGGGCAAGUUCUACGAGAAUACCAUCAUCGUGCAGUACGAUUCCGACUUGAUCGAGGUCUGGGACGAGGCGAAGCGACUGCGGUGCGAGUGGUAUAACGACUACGAGAAGACCGCCAGCAAGCCGCCCAUGGUCAUCGCCGAUCUGGAAGUCGUCGAGCUCAACUUCAGAGGUGACAACGUGGACUGCUGGAUGGAGAUUCAGGACGGCAAGGGACCCUGGGCGUCCCCUGUGACCGGCAUCGUUCCCCUGGGCUCCACACUCACUAUGGUCGUCGCCAUCAAUGACCAGGCUGGCGAAUUCGACAUGCGCGUGAAGUCGUGCGAGGCCUCCGACGGCACCAACGCGCCCAUCUACCUGAGCGACGAGCACGGCUGCGUCCUCCGCCCCAAGAUGAUCUCCAAGUUCAUGAAGCUUCGGAACAACGACGGCCGCGCCACCGUGCUCACCUACGCCCACUUCCACGCCUUCAAGUUCCCGGACUCGAUGGCCGUCCACAUCCGCUGCAAGGUGGAGAUCUGUCGCUUCGGCUGCCCCGACCACUGCCAGAAGCCGACCGCAGGCAAUCCCAUCGGCGACUACAGCCAACAGCAACCGCAAUUCCAGCAACAGCAGUUCCAGCAACAGCCGCAGUUCCAGCAACAGCCGCAGUUCCAGCAACAGCCGCAGUUCCAGCAGCAGCCUCUAGUUCAGCAGCCGCCCCUCGACGCUUACGCGGCUCCUGCCGAGACAGCGCCACAGUACGAGGCUCCGCCAAAUAAUGUUGGGCCCUCGAACUUUGGCGAGAAGAGCGAGAGACUGCCGUUCUACAUUGCGAGCCAAGGAUCUGCGGUCAACCCCAGAAAAGCGCGUCCCGGUAGCCAGAAUAACCCCAUGAUCAACAAGAACAGCCCAUACUACAAGGGCCCCCUGAUCAUCCCGGACGAGCAGUCGGCGCAGGAGUACCUUAACGGCUCGCCCCUCAAUGGCAGCGAAACUAUCGAACUGCCGAACGCCGGGGACUUCCCAUGGGGCCCGAGGAACCUCCGCCGCCGUCGUCGCGACCUCGUUCUCGAUCGCCACCAACGCUCCCCCGAUAUCGGCGUCACUACCGACUACCAGGUGAUCUCCGAGGCCGACCUGGAGUUCACACCCGCCAGGGAAGAAGGCGUUACGGUCUUCAAGGGGCACCGCGAAGAUGUGGUGUACGGCGUGUGCUUACCGGCGCCCGGUUUCUCCGCUCUGUUUGUACUGCUAGCAAUGUGCACGGUGAUUUCGGUGCUGGUGGCCGGCUUCAUGUGCCACCACAGGCAGAUGCAGAAAGACACCAGCGAGUCUCCUGCCGCCCCCCACACCCACCAGCAGGCUGCUGCUGUCUUCAGCAUGGCGCAGUUCCUACGAGGUCACUUACCUGGUUAUGCACAAUGAUCAAGAACACACGUGUGGAGAUAGAAUCUUCAUGAAAUCCGUUAGAGUGCAGAGACAUUAUGGUGCCACAGACCUAUCACUUAUAGUAGUGCGUCGCAAAGAGACAGUAAACUUUGCGGCACCUCUGACAGCAUAAGGGAAAUGUAUGUGAAGUUAUCAUCCUUGAAUUGAUCUUGAUAUUAAUGUAAAGCUAAAGUUAGUGUACCUUUUAGUUCUGGGACUGUACUAUGCUUUCCUCCAUAUGAUCCUGAUAGUGUAUUGUCUAUACCACAAAAAAUGUAAGCAUUUGGAUGGCGCAUACAUGCACCUUAUUGCUUUGUGAUUGUCAUGAUUCUGUAAAUAGCUUCUAUUUAACAUUACAAGCUAUCUGGACUGGAUGGGGCUUCCUUUAAGAAAAUGUUACGAUCUUCAAUUCGUAAGUUCAGUUACUUGCCAAAUUGUUUUCCAAAACGGAGAUCCCAUCCAGUUCUGUUAAUUGCUGGACAGAAAAGCCGUGCGGACUGUUGUUGCACUUUGGUCCAGGUUGGAUGAGGCGGCCAGGCUUUCCUUCGCCGCCUCUGUGUCCCCCGGCUCGGCGUGGUCCACUUGGCAAGGCCGUACUGGUGCAGCUCUCUGGGAGUGGCCCUGUCAAUACCUUACCAUUGUGGUCCCGCCGGUGCGGGCGAGGGUUCAGGAAAGGUUCUUUGGGAACUUGCUCACGUGGUUUUCCUUGUAGGUAUCUACAACUGUUCGCAUGGCCUUCCCCACGUGGGGCACCCUGUGAACACCCACCUUCCUCUUUCAGUGUCCACCUCCGCUUGUAUCCUGUAUGAGGCUAAUUUAAAUGUGUUAAAUUUAUGCUAAGUUCACAUUUCUGGUGGGACGUGUAGAUACGACCUGUUGCGUAUUUGAUAUGCAAGAUGGUUUUAACUUAUUUAUUUAUUUAUUUAUUUAAACAUGAACUUUCCUCAAAACAGUUCAUGGUAAAUUAAUACCGAUAAAUUAAGUCGUAAAUAUUUAUCAAUAUUAUAGUGUAAAUGGUU
Molecule: messenger RNA, 3041 nt
Organism: Penaeus chinensis
Lineage: Eukaryota; Metazoa; Arthropoda; Malacostraca; Decapoda; Penaeidae
Exons: 7
Coding region: 316-2019 (567 amino acids)
Source: RefSeq, a predicted model, not a curated record